AAGCCGCCCGCUUCCGACACGGCGGACUAAGGCGAUUUUCUUCACUAAAUAUGUCGCGCUCUGCAGGUGUAAAGAUGGAAGAUAGUAGAAGAAGGUAAAAACAAAUCAAUUAGACUGUUAUAUGUAAUGUAGAUGAAAAAACGCGAAUUCUGCACAUUUUUAAGCAACAAGGUGCUCCUAACUGCCUACCUUUAGGCGCAAAAGCAUAGAAAAGAUUAACGCAAUAAAUAACUGUUUAAUAUCUCUUACACUCAAAAGCGCAACGAAAAACGAAGAUUUUUUUCGUGUUAAAAGGUUAAAAACAUUUCACGACACCGUGAUCUUGGAGAAAAUGAAUGAAGCACUAGCGUCUUGAUAGUGACUACGAUAAACCGACACAAACCAGCCAAACCACCAAACAACGGCAAUAAUUGUUUGAUGUUUUUCGGCUGUUUCUACAAUAACAAAAUGCUCUUUCUGCUGUUCGCCACAUUCUUUUCUCACAUCGUUCAACAAUGCAAAACAUGUUUUGGCAAUUGUUGUAUAGUGUUUUUUGUAUGUUAGACCUUCCCCUUCCUCUACUACUCUUAUUACUUCAACAACGUUCGUGCGUUUAACCAAGGUCCGGUGUCGCUGGUUUGUGACCUUCACAUUCCCAUAAAAUGACCUCUCUUCCAAAGGAGCGCGUCUUCUGGAAACGGACGGACGGACGCGGUCAUUACGCAUAUUGCGCUCAAACUAACCAUUCCUCUUUCUUAUGCGUACCCGAAAAUGUGAACGAAUUUGUGGUAGAAUAAAUGCAUUCGUAAUGUUAUGGUGUUGCGAGUCGGUACGCAUAAUAAUUGCGGGGGAUGAUUCUCGCCAUACCAGAGAGAGAGAGAGAGAGCUGAGCGCGUGACUCACGUGUCCUGAAGAAGGGCAAUCACAUAUCCAGCUGAGGAAAAACUUCCUUUUGUUCUUCCUUAUUUCUCAAUCCAAAAACACUCACCGACUUGUGGCGGGAAUCGAGAAUGGAAUAUUCGAAGAAUCUUCUCUGCCGAUCGUAUAUUUUACCAUCACAACUGAAAGUGUCGGCGGGUAGCUACAAACCACCAUCAUCCUCAGCAGGCUCGCAAUCGAAUGGAUUGCGUCGGGAGCAUCGUCUAUGAAGCAAACGGGAAUGAAUACUUUCUGCAAGCAAUAAUCAAUGGGGCGCAGAACUCUUCAGAAGAUGAGGUGGGUUACAGUUGAGAUUUUCUUUUACUUCUCUGGUUGAGAUUUUGCAUUUUUACCACGUGUCCACUGCCAGUUAAUUCUUUUUUAAAUUGGAAUUUACAAAGAAAAACAGAAAUCAUUCUUUACGUUUUAUGUCAUCAGAUUUGCUACUAUUUGAAAAUGUUUUCAUUCCCCAACUAAUUGAGAGAAUUUUAUUUAAAUUUCCGGUGGUAAUACAUUUUUCUUUCUCAGCUCUGUUAUUUAGGCUACAUUUUGUGUGCGACAUGCAUACGCAAUCAUUUCAUUCGGGGACCACAUGCACACACAACAGGUGACUAUAAUAUCACAAUAAUAUUUAAAUGGAACUAUUCACACCACUCGCAGCCGCAUUUAACCAUGGAUGGGUGGGGCUAGCGGGGUGGAUUUGAUUUCCUUUCCCUUCCUGUUGUAAAGGGGAAGGGAUUCGCUGCUGGGAAUGGUUUUAAUUAUUCAUUAAAAAAGCACACACCGUCUACCCUUUUGCACAGCGCUAAAAACGGAAGAAGGAAGCAUUCUAACGAUGGUCAGAAUAUGGUAAAGGGUGCAAAAUGAAAAAAAAAACCACCCACUCGCACACACAUACGCACGACGCAAAAUUCUAUUCAUAUUCUAAUCGAAUCUGACAGCUCAGUGUCUAGGCUGGUACGAUAUACAUAUAUACGACCGCACACACAAUGGAGACGCACCAAACUGGCAAACAGCAGUCGGCUCCCAGUCAAUGUGCGCGGAAUAGUUAAAGAGUCUCCCUAACAGACAGCUUUCGUUCUCCCUACAUCACACCAAGUUUGACCCUUUGAAGCGAUUCAAUGAAACAAUGCUUUCCAUCCUGCACUUGGCCCUCUCCUCUCGUCCAUGGUUCAAUGAGGUUACCUAACAAGUGUGAGAGAGCGUGCUGUGCUGGUGGUUGCUGAAAGAACCAUUUCCAACCAAGAACAAUAAAACCUAACAGUUCCCGGAGUUUGUUUGAUACCACAAGUGAAAUGGCAAACCCAUUAUGCAAUCAUCGUUUAGCUGUUUUGGGGGCGGUUUUGUGUGUUGUUGUGUUUUUUGCAUACUUUCUCACUUACGUGUACAAACUGCGUUUUUAAUUAGAAAACUUUCUCCCCUUCCCUUGCAUAUUCCCAUGAUGUCAUACGCUAGAAUUAGGAGACAAAAAACCUAAUCAUUAACAUAACUAAAGCUUAUUGUGCUCUACCCCUCCUCCACGUUUCCUCUUUCUCCUUCCCUUUUUCCACGCCCUUUAACGGCAUUCCCUUCGUGUUGACUGAUGGGCGACACUUUGCUAGAUGCCCAUACUAUUUAAAAAAAAAGCUUUUCAUUCAUGCAUGUACUCACACAUCACCACCCUAUUUACAGUUCGUUGCACUUGUAAAUUAGAGAGUAGAAGGAAGAAGUAACAAAAAUAAAACCCACAAGAAGAAGAGGGCGUGUGAGCGGCACGGACUGUAAAUGCUUUUACAAAUGAUGGCAACAUAAUAUUACACAAAAUAAAAUCGCAACAGGUGCUGCCCGGCCAUGCAUGUCAUGUCAUUUAAUCAUUAUGACACCUGCACUUCAGCACUAUUCUAGUUGAGCGAUUUUUUUUUACAAUAGGUAAAAAUCUUCUUAGGGCACCCUUUAAGGGUGUUACGGGUGCGUGUGUUGUGCUAAUUAAGAUAAAUUUGGCAUACGAUUGCAUACCAUUUAGGCGCCUAUACGUAUAAUGAGCCCGAAAGCAUGCAAUCCGCCGGACAAAAUGGUUAAUUGAGCUUGCAUUUUAAAUAUUUUCAAAAACAAAAAGAAAACUAGCUUCAGACACAUCCAGAACGCACAAUUUUUCCGCUACGACACCGGGUGGAACAGAAGGCCAACACAGCUCUAGCACAUUGCACGAACAUGAAGCAAUUAGCCGACGGGUGCCAAGGCGAUAAAACCCCCCACAACUUCUUUAAAAGCUGUGUGUGUGUGUGGGUAGGGCAGUGCAAUUGCAAAUCCCGGCACGUGUACUCGGAAGGAAGAAACACUGACGCUGGAUGCCCGAACCAGUCCAGUUGUUAUCGUGACAUUGGUCCGUACCGGAAGUGGUGAAAACACACUGCGGUGGCACAAGCAUGAAUCUCUCCAUCAACGCAACGCUGGUGAAUGCGUCCGCGAGCGAAGGUGAGAUACUGGUGUGUGACGGUGCAUCAACCAUACCGGAAGGUAUAGCUAGUGCCCGGUUUCAGGUGUUGGUAUGGGCAGCCUACACCUCCACACUGGCGGCUUCCAUCGUCGGUAACUGUUCCGUGCUAGCGAUCGUUGCCACCCAGCGACGGAUGCGUACCGUCACCAAUCUAUUUCUGGCCAACCUAGCCCUCGGUGAUCUGCUCAUGACGCUCUUCUGUGUGCCAUUCUCGUCCGUCUCGUUGUUUGUGCUGCAGUACUGGCCAUUCGGGGCGGCACUCUGCCGAACGGUUAACUACUUUCAAGCCGUAUCGGUGCUAGUGUCCGCGUACACACUGGUAGCGCUCAGUGCUGAUCGAUACCGGGCAAUAAUGUGGCCCUUGCGUUCCCGCCGUCGACCGCCUCGCCGUCCCGUGGCACUACUGCUAAUUGGAGUGGUGUGGGUUGGGGCGGCCGCGACCGCACUACCGAUUCCGCUACACUCCGCCCUAGUGCAACCGAGCGCUUGGCAUGCGCACUGUGAUCAGGCCGUCUGUACCGAGGUGUGGCCAGAUGCAGGUGCCGAUCGGGCCUACUCCCUUACGCUUGCCCUUGCCCAGUUUGCUCUGCCCCUCGCCACCCUCGUCUACACGUACACCUGCAUUGGGUGGCGCGUUUGGGCCCGGAGCACCAACGCCAGCUUCCCGUCCGCCUCGGUACGACAGUUUCGGCGUGCUAGAAGACGCACCGUACAGAUGACACUAGCGGUCGUAGCCGCGUUCGUCAUCUGCUGGCUACCGUUCAACGCACUACUGCUAGCACCGCUGGACGAUCCAACCUGGGAACCGUUGCCGUACUUGUGGUUUACCUUUCACUGGCUUGCCAUGUCACACUGCUGCCUGAACCCGCUCAUCUACUGCUACAUGAAUGCAAAGUUUCGGGCCGGCUUUCGGGCCUUGCUGCUGCAACCGCUGGUGCGACACUGCGGUCGCCAUCACGCAACCACCGUCAGCAGUGAGCGACUGCCCGUGGGAAGUCGGGCUGAGGUCGAACUAACAACCCAGACAAGGCCGAAACCGUUGGCCCUGCACGAUGUGCGACGCACUGCACCAGCGCACGAUACCGUUUGGCCUGACGAUUGAGCGAACGCGGAACGAAGCGCAAAUAGUUUUGUGUUUUAUGAUAUCAAUUACUAAUUAAUUGUUACGUUAUUACAAAUUAUUAAAAACAAAUCAAAUAAAAUGCAAAAAACGGUUCUAACAAGCAACAAAACCAAUGUCCAUAUUUAGCUUUCGGAUGUUAUUCCGAAAUUAAUAAGUAAUACACAGCACAUUUAGCCAUACCAAACCGUAAUUAUAGAAAUAUAAUAUUACAUAAGAGUCGUAGUACCGUCGGGUGUAUGAGAAGGGGCGGGGGGGAGAGGAGGAUGAGGAAUCAAGUGCACAUUUUUGCUUCCUUACUGCAAACCGUUUCGCCUGCCGCUUGGUUAAUAAGAGAAAGAUCAACAACCUUUAAACGCUGUGUUCGAACAAACACCUUGGCCCUAGGUCUUUUAGUAAACCCUCUCCCCCCCCCUUCCUUCCCCUCACUCGUUUCAGCCCCACACUUUGCAGCUUGUAGUUUUUUUUCUUUUACCUUACAGCUCAUUACACCCUUUCGAAUUUCCUUUCGAGAUUCGAAGCAGAUGAUGAUGAUGAGCUUCUCGCUUGCUGCCGUCAUUUCCGGCAGCUAGGAGAACAAAACAUUAAAGAGAAAGAGAGAGGGAUAUAUAUAUAGAGAGAAAGAGAUAAAGAACCAAGU
Messenger RNA from Anopheles funestus (African malaria mosquito), 5133 nucleotides. Its product is annotated as RYamide receptor-like. Gene Ontology annotation, cellular component: membrane. Gene Ontology annotation, biological process: neuropeptide signaling pathway. NCBI's taxonomy places the organism in Eukaryota, Metazoa, Arthropoda, Insecta, Diptera, Culicidae. The transcript has a single exon. Gene Ontology annotation, molecular function: neuropeptide Y receptor activity. The coding region runs from base 3303 to 4475 and encodes 390 amino acids. The record is from RefSeq and is a predicted model, not a curated record.